CCAGCUUGGAGCUUGGAAGACUUGGCCAUUCCACUCCUGUCGGACUGGGCAGGCGAUCGAUCGAUCGAGAGAGAGAGAUGGCCGCCGCGGCGGUGUUGGCGCUGCUGAUGGCGUCGACGCUGGCGGGGGCUGCGGCCGGCGGCGACAUCGUCCACCACGACGACGAGGCCCCCAAGAUCCCAGGAUGCUCCAACGAUUUCAUCCUGGUAAAAGUGCAAAGCUGGGUAAACGGCAAAGAGGAUGACGAAUUUGUUGGUGUUGGUGCUCGCUUUGGUCCCAAAAUUGUCUCCAAGGAAAAGCACGCAAACCGAACUAAACUUACGCUGGCAGACCCUAUUGAGUGCUGCACUCCUCCAAAAGACAAGGUCUCUGGAGAUGUUCUUUUAGUUCAAAGGGGCAAGUGCAAAUUCACAAAAAAAGCAAAGUUUGCUGAAGCUGCUGGUGCUUCUGCUAUAAUAAUCAUAAACCAUGUCCACGAACUGUACAAGAUGGUCUGUGAAAAGAACGAAACAGAUCUUGAUAUACAUAUACCUGCAGUUCUCCUGCCAAAAGAUGCAGGUGCCGCUUUACAUACACUUCUUAUGAGUGGUAACGCAGUUUCUGUGCAGCUGUACUCUCCAGACCGUCCUGUAGUUGAUACAGCAGAGGUGUUUCUGUGGCUCAUGGCUGUUGGUACAGUCCUUGGUGCUUCAUACUGGUCAGCAUGGAGCGCUAGAGAAGCAGUUAUUGAACAAGAGAAGCUCUUGAAGGAUGGCCAUGAAAGCCUACUGAAUGUUGAGGAUGGAGGUUCUAGUGGCAUGGUAGAUAUCAACGUGGCAUCGGCGAUAAUGUUUGUGGUGGUAGCAUCAUGCUUCUUAAUAAUGCUUUACAAGCUGAUGUCUUACUGGUUUGUGGAGCUACUGGUAGUAAUCUUCUGCAUCGGCGGUGUAGAGGGUCUGCAAACAUGCUUGGUGGCUCUCUUAUCAAGAUGGUUUAAAACUGCUGCGGAAUCUUUCGUGAAAGUACCAUUCGUUGGAGCUGUUUCACAUCUUACUCUGGCAGUUUGCCCAUUUUGCAUUGUAUUUGCUGUUCUGUGGGCUGUUUACCGCCAACGACCCUAUGCUUGGAUUGGGCAAGAUAUUCUUGGUAUUGCACUGAUAGUUACUGUCAUCCAAAUCGUCAGAGUACCUAACCUCAAGGUGGGUUCUGUUCUUCUCAGCUGUGCUUUCUUGUAUGACAUCUUCUGGGUAUUCGUCUCCAAGAGGUUGUUUCAUGAGAGUGUGAUGAUUGUGGUUGCGCGUGGUGAUAAGACUGAUGAAGAUGGUGUGCCCAUGUUGCUAAAAAUCCCACGAAUGUUUGAUCCAUGGGGUGGAUACAGCAUAAUUGGCUUUGGUGAUAUCCUUCUUCCUGGGCUGUUAGUUGCUUUCGCGCUAAGAUAUGAUUUUGCUGGCAAGAAGAGCUUUCAGUCUGGUUACUUUCUGUGGUCAAUGGUAGCCUAUGGUUCUGGACUUCUUAUCACAUAUGUUGCACUGAACUUGAUGGAUGGGCAUGGCCAACCUGCCCUUCUUUACAUUGUGCCCUUCACGCUCGGGACGUUGAUAGCGCUUGGGUGGAAGAGAGGGGAGCUGCGAAACCUGUGGGUACGAGGAGAGCCGGAGAGAGUGUGCACGCAUAUGCAGUUGCUGCAGGGGACGACGACCCCAAAUUAAUGGCAUGCAUCUCUUCGAUCUCCCCCUGUAACAAUGUAACUGUAUUUGUAGACUGAUGUGUGGACAGCAAGUAGUAAGAGUGCCUUCCGUUCCUGCUAGUAAGUAAUACCAGUAUGGUCAACUGGUUGGAUCAGGACAGCUACAGCACUAGUGUGACUUUACUGGUUCGUGAAUUUCUAGUGAAUAUCAUGUGUCCUUAAUUAUUGGCUUGGUUUAGUGUGAUAUAUGCUGCCUGUGAUGGUAGCAACUACUAUUAUCAGGGAAUGAAUAGAUGGGUUAAUAGUUAGUUAUUGUAUUGGCAUGUGUGUAUAAUAAAGUACCAACAAUAUAAUGUUUGUGCUCC
This is a messenger RNA of Phragmites australis (common reed), 2031 nucleotides long. RefSeq names its product signal peptide peptidase-like 5. The transcript has 14 exons. Gene Ontology annotation, cellular component: Golgi-associated vesicle membrane; cytoplasmic side of endoplasmic reticulum membrane; lysosomal membrane. NCBI's taxonomy places the organism in Eukaryota, Viridiplantae, Streptophyta, Magnoliopsida, Poales, Poaceae. Gene Ontology annotation, molecular function: aspartic endopeptidase activity, intramembrane cleaving. Bases 78 to 1688 code for a protein of 536 amino acids. The record is from RefSeq and is a predicted model, not a curated record. Gene Ontology annotation, biological process: membrane protein proteolysis.